Molecule: messenger RNA, 701 nt
Organism: Pseudophryne corroboree (corroboree frog)
Lineage: Eukaryota; Metazoa; Chordata; Amphibia; Anura; Myobatrachidae
Product: alpha/beta hydrolase domain-containing protein 17C-like
Exons: 2
Biological process (GO): protein depalmitoylation; regulation of postsynapse organization
Cellular component (GO): endosome membrane; plasma membrane
Molecular function (GO): palmitoyl-(protein) hydrolase activity
Source: RefSeq, a predicted model, not a curated record
AUGUACGGCCUCUCGUGGAGGAGGCUGUUUUCGAUCUUUUGCUGCCCACCUAGGCUGAACUGCAUUAUUGCCAAACUGGCCUUUCACCCCCCGGAGCCUACGUACACGCUACGUGAGAUUGAGGCAGCCCCAGCACAGGACCUGGCGCAGGAUGAGCAGGUGGACCCCACAAUCUGUCUACCUCCCGUAUGUAAUCUGCAGCUAUCAGAAGGGGCUAACUGGCCACACUCCCAGCAGAAGCUGGACGCUGUAGAGAUGUUCCGCUGUACCACCAAGCGGGGGAAUAGCCUGGCCUGUAUGUACGUCCGCUGCGUCCCUGGGAGCCGCUACACACUCCUCUACUCUCACGACUGUGCUGUUGACCUAGGCAAGAUGUGCAGACGCUACCUUGCCCUAGGCUCCAAGAUCAAGUGCAAUAUAUUCUCCUACGACUACUCCGGCUAUGGGGUGAGCAGCGGAAAGCCAAGCGAGAAGAACGCAUAUGCAGACAUCGAGGCAGCUUGGCUCGCCCUGAGGACCCGAUAUGGAGUCCCGGCGGAAAAUAUCAUCCUGUAUGGAGAGAGCAUUGGGACAGCACCGGCAGUUGACCUUGCCACGCGCUACAAAUGUGCAGCAGUAAUACUGCACGGGGCGCUCAUGUCAGGUGUGCGGAUGGGCUAUCCUAACGCCCGGAGGGCCUACUGUUGGGAUGCCUUCACCAA